Molecule: messenger RNA, 6872 nt
Organism: Dermacentor silvarum
Lineage: Eukaryota; Metazoa; Arthropoda; Arachnida; Ixodida; Ixodidae
Product: broad-complex core protein isoforms 1/2/3/4/5
Exons: 1
Coding region: 189-1187 (332 amino acids)
Biological process (GO): regulation of transcription by RNA polymerase II
Cellular component (GO): nucleus
Molecular function (GO): protein binding
Source: RefSeq, a predicted model, not a curated record
UCGGAUCGACAUCGCUAUCAACGGAAAGUGCAAGCAGUCGAGAGAAGCGCAAGCAGGAGCAUCUCGGCAUCAAUAUUGAACGUCAGCUACGAGUACGGCCAACUUGGAGUACGAGGACGUCGAGAUCGCAAAACAGAACCCGCAGCGGCGAGCGAUCGUGCGCGACCAUCGCGCGGCGGCGGCGGACGAUGGGUGGCCUGACGGCGCAGCACUUCUGCCUCAAGUGGAACCAGCACCACGGCAGCCUGGUGUCGUUGUACGAGGAGCUGCGCAGCCGCGACGCGUUCGUUGACGUGACGCUCGUCUGUGAGGAAGGUGUCAGCAUGAAGGCGCACAAGCUGGUGCUGGCAGCGUGCAGCCCGUUCUUCGAGGGGCUGUUCGAGCGCAACCCGUGCGCGCACCCGGUGGUCAUCAUGAGCCAGACGCGCGAGGCCGACCUGCGCACCUUGCUCGAGUUCAUGUACCGAGGCGAAGUGAACGUCGCGCAGGACCAUCUGCCGGCGUUGCUGCGCACCGCCGAGCUGCUCCAGGUACGCGGGCUAGCCGAGGUGGCCGGCGAGAACCCCUGCUCGGACGAAGGAGGGGUUCACGCGCAGCAGCCGUCGCACGCGCAGCAGCCGGCGUCCAGCGGCGUCCGGGGCUCGGCCGCCCGGCUGCCCAAGCGCAAGCAGCGGACGCCGCCGCCGCCGUUGCAGCAGCCCGCGGCACCGCGACACCACGACGAGCCGAGCGAGCCGGUGGCCGCCGAGAGACCGGAGAGCCCCGAGCCGGCAGCCGCGGCGCCCAAGGCGCGACCGGCGGCCAAGCCGCCCGCACCUGCGAGCCGACGCACCUUCGACCACUCGUACUCGGACGACAAAACCAACUGGGUGCCGGCCGUGGCCGCUCACCACCGCCAGCAUCCGCGUGAGCCUCAGCCCCUGCUGCCUCCGGCGGUCCCGCCGGACGGCGGCACGGCCGCCGCAGGGGACGACCGCCCGCCCGUGUGCAGUGUGUGCACGCGCGUGUUCUCCACUAAGGGCAACCUGAAGCGGCACAUGCUCAUGCACCGGCCCUACCGGCACAAACACCAGUGCACGCUGUGCCUCAAGACGUUCAGCUGGCCCGGCGACCUGCGCACGCACCUGCGCGUCACCCACGGCCAGGGCCGCCCCAAGCCGCGCCAAAUGUCCUACCUGUUCACUUAGCCUCGUCGUCGUUGUGUGACAGUGCCGAAAUGCCCGGCAUGGCGUCGUGCGUCGAAGCCCUUCCACUGCCUCGGCGGCAGAGACGCUGAAGCGUGGUGCUCGUCGAGCGUGCGCGACUGUGUUCAUUAGCAGCGACUGCGGAUGGGUACUCGGUCGCUGCGCUCACCGCAGGCACAGUUCGAAAUCCUCGGUGGAUCACUUUUGGGAAUAGUUUUGCGCAACGCGGCAUUCAGUGAGUCACCUCACUCAGCAGUGAUCCAUAUAGAAUACAAUCCCAGGUGUUCAAGCAUUAAGUUUUCAUUCCAACACUCUCAGCUGGUGGUUGCACAGGUGCCGAGCCACAAGACAUAGUUGUGUUCUGUACACUGAGGUACAUCACCUUCUUAUGAAAAGAGUUGCACGAUGUCCCUUACCAAUUUUCAGCACAAUAAUUCCAAUGCCUUCAGUAUUUGGCAAAUCAGACUUUUAAGCUGUGUGCAAAAAUGCAACUUUACGUGUUCUCUCUGUAAAUUUUUAAAAGUACAGACAAAAAUUGCUUGUCUGGUUAAAUAAAGCAAGAGAUGCUUUAUUAUACUCCAAAGACAGCUGUAAUGCGAGUAUGAGGCUUCAAUUCCUUGGGCAUGCAUUAUGUGCAGCUUGCAGAGUGCUUUUGUGCACUAAAAUGUGGCACUACAACAAUUUGGAAUGAAGGUGGCGACGUAGCCUAUUUGUCCUGCUUCUCCUGUGGCCUGCACUGUCUGCCACAUUUUCCUUAAACCAACUGGCCUAAUUUCAUACUCGUGCCAUUCACAAUGUAACCCAAUGCCACAAGUUCAACGUAGCCAAUGCUAAAUAUUUGAAGUAGGGCGCCGUUACUGUUUUUCAUGGAACCACAGGGAAAGAAUUGAUGAGUCAGGAGUCGCUAAAUCUAGAGGUGUGCGGAUAUUUGAAACUUCCGAAUAACAAUCUGAACAAAUGUCCUAUUCGGUUAGGUCCUGGAAUCAAAUACUCGAUAUUCAAAAAUGAAAAUAGUUUUUUAAUACUUUACAUAGUCUAAUGUACUCAAUCAAACAUUAAAUUGAAGCAAAAACGUGAUAACUUUCAUCCAAUCUACAACAGACACGUAAACUAGAUCAUGCUGCAUCGCUCGCACAGCCAGAUUUCUCCGGCUAAACGCAAUUACUUGCAGUAAAAAGUUGUUCAGACAUGGCAUUCGUGAGUGGGUAUUGUUUGGUGCUAUUUAUAGAUGCAGCACCUGUUCAUUGAAUUAAAUGGGAAUAUGUUUUAUUGCAACAUACUUUAUACAAUAGUGGUACCAUCUGCUGUGACCAUUUGAACUAGACAAAAAGUGCUUUUUCUUUCAUUCUGCCGUCGCUGCAGACAAUGCGCAUUUAUGGUUUGGUCGCAAAGGUAUACACAGAUAUUAGCAGGCCUACAAGGUUACUUCUAUAAACAUAUGAUAAUGCAUCACUGUGUAUGCUCUGAAGAGCCCCAAGUUCGCAAACAAUCUGCUAUAGUCGUACCUAAUACUCCUUUUGUACUUUUAAUAAAGCAUGCUUUAUAAUGUGCAGUGUAAUGGCAGCAACUUUGUAAUGUUAGGUAUACAAGGAUGGGGCAAUUGUUUGUUAUUAAAGUAGCGAAGCACAUUAUCCGCAAGUUAUUUGAAAAAUAUUCUAUUCAUUUCUGGCACAACUUGUAUUCGAUUUGGUCUCAAAAACUGCUAUUCGCACACCCCUAGCUAAAACAAAUGAAGGCAGUACAGUUUUUACCUGGAAAGGCUUAUCUCAUCAAAGGUGGCAUUCAAGUCUUGCAAGAUGUCGGAGCGAUGUUACUGGCAACAUGACUGUGUAACACAUCCAGCUUACAAGAGCUCCUAACUGAGGACGGUGAUAAUGAAGAUAAUACUGCGCCACCAUGAGUAGUUGGUGGGCAAUGGCCUCUGUGAUAUGCCAUGCUGCUGGGAAUCUAGCUAUAAAUGUGGCAAAAAUGCCAUGCCAUGAUUCAUUGGAUAGAUUGUUCGUGCAGAAAACUCCGUACCUCUGUUCUGCAUGACUGUAUUGUUCAAGAUGCAGCAUAGAAUGCAGGAACCUUGUGCUACAGGAAUACUAUGCAUGCGAGUUCCAGGGCUUUGCGUUAUGACUGUGCAGCCAGGAAGAUGCAAGAAUUGGACGCAAUGUCAACAGGGUUCUACUGUGCAUGGAAUACGAGGCAUAAAACUGAUUUACUGUUGCUGCUUCCCAAAGCCAACGAGAAAAUGAACAAAAGCAAGCGUGUGGAUGGCGAGCCACAAUUAUUUCAAGUGGUUCGCUGGGCAAGCUACUGCAUAGUGAAGGUUCCUAGCUAGGUGAAUAGACAUGGGAUGAACGCUUCAAAGGCUGUGUUGCUCAUCAUUUUCGAACAUUGCCCAGUGCUUAAAUCUUGCAGUCACGAUCGUUCUGAGAAAUAUUACACCCAUGUGUGCCGCAAAUACAGUGAAAAUUUCUAGCAAAAGCAGUCGAUCUCAUCAUCACCUAACCUAGUAAAUGACAGCAGAUUCAGCUUUAAAGUUGCAGGUUGAGAGGCAAUGAAAUCUGGAAGGAUGUGCUACAUGGGGCAGGGUACCUAGGUGAUGCGUGGCCUUUUGCAUACUUUUGAAGAUGCCCACGUGUGUACCAUUGCUUGUAUUGUGCCACUCCUGCCUGUCUUAACUUUUUUUUCCACAUGUGCUCAUUGUUCCUUGAGGUCCUUCAUGUACACACUGGUGUUAGUUCGGUAUAAGCAAGGAUGGAGAACGCUUGGUUUUCAACUCUGUGACCCAUAGCAAAACGAAAGAAAAGAGGAAAGGCCUGGUGGCCCUUGUGAUGUCAUUGCCCUGUGUAAGCUUUUGUCUUCAACAAGUGAAAAGGGGAAAAGCAGGGGGGUUUCUCUUGUCUCAUGGCAGCAUUGUCAUCAGUAGCAUGGCCACAAGGGAGAGGGGGGGGGGCACAUCAGGCACGUGCCUUGUCCUCCCCAAUAUUUCCGUUAAUAUGUGCCCUGCCCAGCUCACCGUCCCCAGUCAAAUGCAUGCUCCCCCCACGCGGAAGAAAUUUUCGUUACUACUCAAUCCUUUUGAAGACUAAAUUCCCGCGGAAGAAUGCUUCUUAGCGAGUGCUUUACAAUGUCCAGUACACAAUACGAGGACACUUGGAGAACAGGAAAGGACACUUGGAAAGAUGCUAAGAACCUCACAAGGAGGGAUGGAAUGAAAAAAGCUAUGUGGGAAGAUUAACAGAUAAGAAGAUAGUUGUAUGAAUUACAAACACACAGAUAGUGGCAUUCUGGAGAUAAAGAGGAAUACAGUCUAAUUCCUUUAUAACGAAGUGCUUGGGGCCUCCGAAAUCAUUCGUUAUACAGGUCACUUUCUUUUAAAGGUCGCACAGCUCACAAUAGAACCGUGACAAAAUUAUUCCUUCUUUAUACAGGCCAUUUCGUUGUAGAGGCAUUUGUUGAGGUACUCAACUGUAAAUGAAAGUGGUCAGGUGUGUAUGGAAUAGAUAGUGUUCUGUUGGAGUAACAGAAUGGGUGUCAAGCGAAGGUUAUGCAGUCAGCCACAGUAGAGGAUUAGAUAGAGUUAUCAGCUCAGGAAAUUUGCAGGCAUAGAAUGCAGUGAGCUAACCCAAGAGGGGGGGGCUAGCAGAAGGUCUUUUGGGGAAAGGUUUUUGUUGGGUGCUGAAGAUUAAGGUGAUGAUGCCGAAUACAACUUCCACACGGGCCAGAAGGGUAAAAAAUUAGGUAGAUUGGAAGAUUAAACAUUUGCCAACAGACGCAAUGUUUACUAAAAGCGAAGGCUUGAUGCCAAAAACUAUGUACAAACGAAACACAGAUGACAGUACCACCUCAGGAUGCUUUUACCACAACUGUAUUCACAGAUCAUUUGUGAAGCAGUUUCACGGUUACUUGAUGAAGCAUGAUGCUUCAAUAAACAGCUGGACAAUCUGUGUGUGUGCUCAGAAUUAAGCAGCAUAAAAUUGAUGAAGGGUAGUCUGCCAUUAUUUUGAUCACAUCCUCAACUCUGGCCAAUUGUUGAGCUCUGAAAGGGAUAUAUACUGAAACCGAUUAGCAAUGAUACAGCCAUGAUGACUGGCAAUGUAUCCAAGGCUAGUUAAAUUCUCUUAAGAAAAAAAAAAAAAGCUAUUGUGCUGCACGCGAGACUCGACUCGGAAAUGUAUGUCUUCAUUGCACAGGGACCAAAAUAGAGCAACACUGGAAUCGGCAUGCGCACAUUCUAUAAAGGCAGCUCGAUUUUAAUUUUCUCUGCCUAUAGGUCACCUGCCUCUGUGGAGAAAUGCAUAAUGGGUUCUGGAGAGAUUUAUGUCUUGCAUGUCUAGACAAAGGUAGCCAUUUCCUAUUAGUGUUCUUUUAACGAAACUACUGUUCCACCAAUAGUUGCAGUAUGUAGCAAGUAGUGACAUCCAUACACUGUUUUCAAUAAAAGCUUUCACAUGUACUGUGGGCUAGGUGGCACAUGGAACGCUUACUGCACAGCCUCCAUCGUGACCACCUGUGCAACUUACGCCCUAGUUACAUGACUACAGUUAAACUCACGUCAAAAUCCUAACUGCAGUUAUUUAAAUAACUAGAACUUUACAUAAAAGCACGGUUUAGCUUAUGACUUCACACUAAAUUACAGCAGGUCAUGGUAAUCGUACCCAUGAAACUAUGGUACUAGUGGAAGAAGUUCCUUGGGAGGGUCACAGAUUGGUCUAGUUGGUGUGCUUUGAAACACCUGAAUAAGCAGAGUGCCCUCCAUUCUUGCCUUCUCUUGUGUUGUGUUUGUUAUGCCAGUUAAGGCUUUUCGGAAAGAAGUUUUGUGUUCAAAAUAGGCAGGGUUGACAAGAAGACCUUGAGCUACACCGGCCAUAUAUUGAAUGUUUACCAAAUGCACAAUAUGGAGCAGUGCAUCUUUGUGUCACGUUCAGUGUACCCAAGAAAGGCAGAUGCAGCCUGUGUUCAGAGCCUGUGUGUGUUUCUAUAAACAACAGUGCAUUCCUGAAAAGUUCUUUGUUUCAGAUAGUUUAGCUGGACACCGUAUCCAUACACCUAAGGACAGCAAUGACCACAACCACAGCCUUUCAGCCACAUUUUAAGAUUGAGCAGUGUUCACGUGGCAGAUAAUGUGACUUCAUAAUGGAACAAUACUAUGUUAGCAGCAAUGUGCCGCGCACAGGUGGGCGCAAAUCACUUCAGGCAAAGGAUUCUACAAAUGCAGAGAUAUCUUACAAUUGUUCCUGCUCUGCCUGUGAUAAACAUGUACAAUCACUGCCAGGUAUUUCGUGCACCUUGCGAUCACAUGACAGAAAACUGUACUGGUGGUGAGAGCCUAGGUGCAUGGCAGCUAACAACAGAGAAUGAGCGACCACUAUAGGAAAUGCUGCAUCUGCUAUUCAAACUGAUGGUCUACAGUUCCCACAUUGUAUUUUUCCCACCUGAAAGGAAAGGCAAUGGACAAAGAGAAUGCAAGACCUGCAACCCUUGGGCAAUCACAAUCGCUGCCUUUGAUUUCCUCGCAUCAUAGCUGUGCAGCGGAGGACUGUGUAGCUCUGUGCCCAGUGUCGAACUUGUGGUGUACACGCUUCGAGUGAAGCAGUGAACAAGGUGUGUGUGUGAAGUAGUCUGUUGGUGUUUCUGUAGAUCUUGUGUAUAUGUAUUUAAAUCCUGCCAUGCAACAAUGUGAUAUUCUUCUGUACA